Messenger RNA from Sceloporus undulatus (fence lizard), 2464 nucleotides. RefSeq names its product transmembrane protein 74 (gene TMEM74). The record is from RefSeq and is a predicted model, not a curated record. The transcript has 2 exons. NCBI's taxonomy places the organism in Eukaryota, Metazoa, Chordata, Lepidosauria, Squamata, Phrynosomatidae. The coding region runs from base 293 to 1219 and encodes 308 amino acids.
UCUCUCUCUGGCCAGAAGAGGAGGAGGAGGCGUGGAGGCUACAAGUGCUUCUGGAGCGAAGGACCAGCCCAGGAGGAUGGGGCAGAUUGAAAAGAAAUGCAUGUCCAAAGGAAUUUGCUUAAUUAAGUAGCGGCUGGAACAGAAUCAUGGAAGGAACAGUGGCUAUAGAAAGUGGAGAAGAGUGCUUGAGAAGUUCCUCCAUGUGCCUUGCUACUGCUGAGGGAUGGUGAAGUUCUGAUCAACCACUUCUGCUUCUCAAUGGCCAGUAGGGGUUUCCUGGAGUGGUGCUCCCAUGGCAUGUGUGGAACUUCUGUACCUUACCAGGGAGAACAGUCAGAUGAAAAGGUGCCACAGCACAGACUGGCAUUUGUACAGUCCCCCAUGUCAGGGGCAACCCAAUGAAAGGGACAGACAGACUAAAACACUAACCAUGGAGGCUGAAUACUAUGAAACGCACAGCAAGACCAUACAGAGGGUGCCCCAAGAAGACAUGCUUUCCUUUGCUGCUGCAUCAUCGCUAACCUUGGAGGUUACUGGUGAACUUGCCUGUCAUCCCAGCCCCCCAAGAGAAGAAAAAGAGAGGAUCCAGAAGAGAGCCUGUUGCUGUGAAUCAGAGACCUCCUUCACAUGUGUUGAUGAGAAUGUCAACAAUCUAGACUACAUGGGAAGCCCAACCCACCAGAGCUGCUGCCAAGACCCGGAUCUCCUUAUCCAUCCUGAUCCUUGUGAAGAGAUGGCCCAUGACUGGCCAUCUCUUGAUCCAGCCUCAUUGGUUUCUGAGGAAGAUGACGAGGUUGGCUCAGAAACUUCUGGUGGCAAGUCCAUUGAUUAUGGCUUUGUCAGCGCCAUCUUCUUCCUGGUGACUGGAAUUUUGUUGGUGAUCAUUUCCUACAUAGUUCCCCGAGAUGUGACUGUGGACCCCAGCACAGUGGCAGCGAGGGAGAUGGAGCGACUGGAGAAUGAGAGUGCCAAGGUUGGGGCUCACCUGGACAGGUGUGUGAUUGCAGGGCUCUGCCUCUUGACCCUGGGGGGCGUUGUGCUCUCCAGUUUGCUCAUGAUGUCAAUGUGGAAAGGCGAACUCUACAGGAGUCACCGGUUCAUGGCCUCCAAAGAAUCAGCCAAACUGUAUGGCUCUUUCAAUUUCCGAGUCAAAUCCUCUCCAAACGAUAACAUGGAGCUAUCACUGGUGGAGGAGGAAGCUCUUGCCAUAGAUAGCUGAUACUCCGAGGCUGUGAAAUAAUGGGAGUGGAGGGGUUAAUUGAAACCAAUUAUAUUUAAAGCAGCUGGCAAUGACUAUAAGAAGCAUCUUUUCCUAGAAGAUUAAAAUGGGAAGUGUGCAUUAUAUAGACAUGUAUUCUUGGGCAGCAAACCAAAUAAUAAUAAUAAUAAUAAUAAUAAUAAUAAUAAUAAUAAUAAUAAUAUUCAAACUAAUCUAUAAUAUCUAGUUUGAAUUAACACCUGACCGAGAGUGACUCCCACAGAGCUUUUGAAAAAUGUUCAGCAGCUGAAAUCCUAAGAACAUGACCUUGGAAAUAAGUGCCACUGAAAUUGGCAUUAUUCAGGACUAGUUAAUGUAUUUGAGGGGCUCCUUCUUCACCAAUGGGAGCUUUCAUGUGGGUGGGCUUACCUCAGAGCCUGGAAAGUAACAUUUGAGAAGAAUGAAUAUAAUGGCAUGCUGGAUCCCAGAACAUUAUCCUGUCACAGUUGAGUCAUGGAUAGGUAGCUUCACCAUGUCGCUAUAGUCAUUCUUCUUAAAAGUCACCUUCCAAGUUGGUGGUAAUAGGACCAGAGUAGCAAUACUAGGGUUACUGUCACCAUCAGGCAACACUCAAAUGGGGAGUUCGGAGCAGCCAUUUUAUUUUUCCACUGUACAGAUUUCAUAGUGUUAUGGUUUUUUUAUAGCACUAUGGGAUGUUUAAAUGCUGGCUCCCCAGUGGGAGUGACCAUUUUAAUUUUUCACAACCCCUCAUAAUGCUAUUAUAUUGGGGGCAUUGUAGGAAAUUGAAAUAGCCUUAUAGUCAGAGAUGGGGUGAGAUGGGGCUGUUGUUUAGUGAGAGUCACACCAUGCUGAAGUUGCCCUGGAUGCUGAAGGACACUGGAGGACACUGGAAGGUGCUGACAAAAGCCCUGCUAGGAGAUUGUUUGGAGACUGCAGGAUUGAUUGGUUACUUGCACGUGAGAAUCAGUAAUGCCAGACUGACAUCUCAUCACUUCAGUGCAAUGUUUUUCUAUGAAAGUCAGUUGGCAUAUUCAGCUGCAGGUUGUCUUGUGUUUAAUAACCAAGGGCAAAGGUUUCCAGUGAUGUUUAUUUCUUAUUUCUUAUUUAUUCUAUUAAACUAUUUAUAUCCUGUCCUAUAUCCUUAGAUUUCAGGGUGGUGUACAAGUAAAAUCAUAUAACUUAAAAUAAUUCAACAUUUUAAAAAAAUAAAAUCAUUUAAACAGAAUGAGAGCCAGUGUGGUGUAG